AUUUAAAGCAUACAAAAAUUACUGCGUAUAAAAUAUGCCCCAAUUGCCUGUCAAGAGUCAAAAUCUCGGAGACGAGCAAAUCUUUAAGAUUGCCAUGGCCUCCGUCACUCUACUCCGCCUAUGUAUUCCGCCGCCGUUCACCACCAAAACCUCCUCCGCUAAUCCUCCCUCCCAUCAAACCCGCCGCCCCUUACCCCAUCCUCUCAAACCCCUAAUACCAAAGCUAUUCCAAAUCGGAUCCCAAUUUAAGCCCCACAGCAGCAGAGCCCCCAUCUCAGCCUCCUACGGCCCGACGCCUGUCACAGACCGCCUGAUCUCCACGGUAGCGUACUUCCUUCCCUUCUUCAACGGCCUUCAGUAUGGGCGCUACCUCUUGGCCCAAUACCCAGCCCUAGCCAUCCCUCUCGACCCAUUUAUCCCGCUCCUCUCCCUCUAUCGCUCCAUCCCUCUCGCGAGCUUCGUCUCCUUCUUCGCCAUCUAUUUGGGCAUCGUCCGGAACCAGAGGUUCAGCCAUUACGCCCGAUUCAACGCACUGCAGGCUUUAGUUCUCGAUAUCCUCCUGGUGCUGCCGCUCAUGAUUCAGCGGAUCUUCACUCCGGGUCGGACCGGUCUCGGUCUCAAGGCUACGAUUUGGAUGCAUAAUGGGCUUUUUGUGUUUGUAGUGGGCUGUUUUCUCUACGGGCUUUUGUCCAGUGUUUUGGGCAAAACUCCUUACUUCCCCAUUGUGACUGAAGCUGCCAAGCAGCAAAUGUAGCAGUCAGUUUCUGUAUACAAACCCAAUGGCGGAAAAUGAAGAAGAGGAGGAGGAGUUGUAGUUCUUCCAAUGUAUCUUGUUUCCUUUAGUUAAGUAAUGUAGUGCAAGUUUUUAUUCAGUUAAGUUGGCGCUUUUGCUGUGUUAAUUGUAUAUCCUCUAAUUUAUUAUGAGGCUUUUCAUUUGAUAUUACUAAAUGAUUAUGGGUACUGAUUUUUAACUA
This is a messenger RNA of Cuscuta epithymum, 974 nucleotides long. Lineage: Eukaryota; Viridiplantae; Streptophyta; Magnoliopsida; Solanales; Convolvulaceae. The record is from the annotation of a GenBank genome assembly.